This is a messenger RNA of Aspergillus brunneoviolaceus CBS 621.78, 3894 nucleotides long. RefSeq names its product putative regulatory protein Ral2. Gene Ontology annotation, cellular component: cytosol; mitochondrion. Lineage: Eukaryota; Fungi; Ascomycota; Eurotiomycetes; Eurotiales; Aspergillaceae. Bases 1 to 3894 code for a protein of 1297 amino acids. Gene Ontology annotation, biological process: cellular oxidant detoxification; cell redox homeostasis. The transcript is spliced from 9 exons. The record is from RefSeq and is a predicted model, not a curated record. Gene Ontology annotation, molecular function: protein binding; peroxiredoxin activity.
AUGGCUCAGGAUCGUGCUCCUCCUCUCCGUCUCGGCUCUGAGGCCCCUAACUUCGAGGCUGACUCCUCCAACGGCCCCAUCACCUUCCACGACUUCAUCGGCGACAGCUGGACUGUCCUCUUCUCCCACCCCGAUGACUUCACCCCCAUCUGUACCACCGAGCUUGGUGCCUUUGCUAAGCUCGAGCCCGAGUUCACUGCUCGCGGUGUCAAGCUGAUCGGUCUGAGUGCCAACGGCACCGAGUCCCACCACGCCUGGAUCAAGGACAUCGACGAGGUCACCGGCUCCAACCUCAAGUUCCCCAUCAUCUCCGACCCCGAGCGCAAGGUCGCCUACCUGUACGACAUGGUCGACUACCAGGACACCACCAAUGUCGACUCCAAGGGCAUGGCUCUCACCAUCCGCUCCGUCUUCAUCAUCGACCCCAAGAAGAAGAUCCGUCUCAUCAUGACCUACCCCGCUUCCACCGGCCGUAACACUGCCGAGGUCCUCCGUGUCAUCGAUGCUCUCCAGACCACUGACAAGCACGGCGUCACCUGCCCCAUCAACUGGACUCCUGGCGAUGACGUUGUCAUCCCUCCCCCCGUCUCCACCGAGGAGGCCCAGAAGAAGUUCGGCGACAUCCGCAUUGUCAAGCCGCUGUACAGUAGGUUCCUGGGACGAGCUGCCAGUCCCCGCUCACAGUCGGAAGGGAGGAUUGGAGCCAUGUCACCGAUAACUUACCGAUCGAUUUCGACUUUCCGCCCGCCUGUCCCCUCCACCGCCCCCCUGAUCAUCCCUCCUCCGGUCGCACUGCCCCCCCAGUCCCAUUUAGACCAGUCGCAAUCCUCCAACUCCGGUCCGAUCAACCUGUCAGGCCUGGUAUGCAAUGUCCGUCGGACCACCGGCCGAGAGCCGCACCCUCUCGUGGGCGCAACGACAACCAUCUUAGGCGAUAGGCUAUACGUGUUCGGAGGCCGGGUGCUCUCUAAGAGUCGUCCGCAGUUGACGUCGGACAUAUACGAGCUGGACUUGAUCCGGCGUCACUGGACCAAGAUCGAGGCGACCGGCGAUAUUCCCCGCCCGCGGUAUUUUCACAGUGUUUGUGCCUUGGGAGACCAUAAACUCGUGUGCUAUGGCGGUAUGUCGCCUGCCCUAAACGUGUCCAAGGACCCUGCUGCCGCGAGCGGGGGAGCGGGGGGUCAGGACGCUCAACCGGAAGUCGUGGUCAUGUCAGACAUCCACAUCUUUGACGUGCCCACUCGGACUUGGACCCGCGUGCCAGCCAUCGAUUCCCCCCAAGGUCGCUAUGCGCACUGUGCGACAAUUCUGCCCUCCAGCGCCCAUUUUACCUCAGCCACCGCACCUCUUUCGGCUAUACACCAUAACCCGGCGUCUUCGAACCCGCACCAGGGCACGAUCGGAGUGGAUAUUGAUGGGUUUGGGGGUGCCGAGAUGGUCGUGGUCGGAGGACAAGAUAGCUCCAAUCAUUACAUCGAGCAGAUCAGUGUCUUCAACCUGCGGAGUUUGAAGUGGAUGAGCACCAGCACGCUUGGCCGCAGCUGUGGUGCCUACCGCAGCGUGGUUGCUCCCCUACUGGGUAUGAGUGUCUCCGAGAUUGGCUCUGCGGCGGAGGAUCGGGAUGCACAGGAGCCCAUUGAGGACUCCCAGGUCGAGGGUUGCCCAAUGCUUAUCUACUCUAAUUACAACUUCUUGGAUGUCAAGUUGGAGCUUCAAGUACGCUUGCCUGACGGUCGCUUGGUCGAGAAACCCAUGCAAAAUCAGGCCUCGCCCCCGGGGUUGAGGUUCCCCAAUGGAGGCGUCAUCAACGGUCAUUUCGUUGUCAGUGGUACCUAUUUGACUUCCUCGAAGCAGGAAUAUGCUCUUUGGGCACUGGACUUGAAGACUCUCACUUGGGGUCGAAUCGAUGCUGGCGGCUCGGUCUUCGGUCAGGGUAGUUGGAACCGCGGAGUUCUAUGGUCGAGAAGAAAUACCUUUGUUAUUUUGGGCCACCGAAAACGCAGCUUGGUGGAAGAUUAUAACCACCGGCGUAUCAACUUUUCACACGUGUGCAUGGUAGAAUUGGAGGCUUUUGGUCUCUACAACAAUGCGUGCCGGACUGCACCCACCUCGGGCUAUGUCUCCUACAGUGCGCCAUCUGUCCCGGCUUCUCUCCAGUCGAAGCUUACCAAACUGACCUCUGGUGGACGACCGUUCUCUGCGGCCUCGGACGAACUAGGUCGUCUCGCCCACUCGCUACCUGAAAUGGCCGACAUGGAGCUCCAAGCCGUGGGAGGGGAACGCAUCCCCGUCAACUCGCGCAUCCUGACACGCAGAUGGGGUCCCUACUUUAUUCAACUACUCCGCGACUCCUGUGAUGGGGGAGUCUCUGACUCUGCUACUCUUCGUCCUGCGGUUGCCAUGUAUCCCAGCCGCAACUCAAGUAUUACCAUCACCCCCUCGAUCGGCCAGAACAGCAACUAUUCCAACGCCAGCACGCUUGUCAGUAACCGCUCCGUCACCUCUAAAUCAUUACUAGCAAACCUCGAGAUACCCUCUGCGCAUUCUCUAUCGCCUACCGCUCGUCCCCGUGUACUCUACCUACCUCACACCUACCUCACCCUCCAGGUCCUUGUCUACUAUUUCUACACGUCCUCCCUGCCCGCUAUUCUCUGCUCCCUCCUCCAACUUGCCCGCCCUUAUCAGGUCGACGGCCUCCUUGAAGCCACGGUCGAACGCCUCCACCAAAUGCUCGACGGUCGCAAUGCUGCGGCUGUCUUUAACGCGGCCGCCAUGGCCGCGGGAGGAGGCCGUGGGACAGGGUUCGCCAGCGGGCUUGGUGGCACUUUGGAAACCCUGAACGGCGCUCACGCGGCCGCCACCGCUGCCGCGCAAGACCCCUCAGCGCUGACCACCACGACCACCAACACGACCGCCACCACGCAACCCUCCUCAGCGGCCCAAAGCCACCUCACCUCCGACUCGUCCGACACGGAACACGGCACCACCGCGUCGGCCGCCCUCUCGACGGCUAGCAGCGUCAGCGGCGUCGGGGCCUCCUCCACCUCGCGCGGUAUCCCCCUCCGCAUCAACACCAACAUCUUCAGCCGCCGCCAGCGCCACAGCGACCGCGAGCGCGCGCGUGAGCGCGAACGCGAGCGGGAACGCGAAAGGGAGGUGGAGCUCGAGCGCGAACGGGACCGCGAGGACUCCAUCAGCAACGCCAGCACCGCCACCUCGGCCUCGGCCUCGACGAACACCAGCUUCGACCAGUCCGACUCGGAGUACGGCGGCGGCGGCGAAUCCGCCGGCCGCGCCCGCUCCUCGUCGCAUCACCGCCGCAACACAGACGCCGAGCUCCGGCCCGAGCGCGAGAUCUGGACCGGCGACCUCAGCAGCGUCAUCGGCCUGCAGAAGCGGGGUCUCCGCGGGCUGAUGGAGGGCCGCCGGCUGCGGGAGCGCACGGCCAAUCCCACGCCCAACGGCGGCAGUAACGGGAUCUUCGGGAGUGUAGGUGCGCAAUUGCUCCAGGGUCGCGCGGUCGAAGGAGCGGCGCGUGCUGCCGCGCGGCGCGAACGACAGGGAAUCCACGUUCAAAACGGCGUCGCGCGAGGGGGAAUAGGGCGUGGGCUGCACGACAAUGGCGAGUGUCGUCGGCGUGUGGGAGCCACCGGCACCGUUGCCGUUGCCGUUGGUUGCGGUGGGUGCAUGGUUGUGAUUGUGGUGGCCAUUGGCGUCGAAGUGGUUCGUGUAGUCGAUCUCCCGGAGAUCGAGGCGCUCGAGGUGGUCCAUCUCGUCGUGGAGCAGCACGAGGAUGUCGCGCCAGCGUCCGCCCGGGCGGAGGUAGAUACCGGAGAGCCGAAGAUCUCGCAACGGUCGCCGAUGGCGGCGGAUGAGAGCCAUCAGCUCGUCUGA